AUGUAUAUCUUUGUUUUGCAGGCAUCGUUGUCUCAGCGAAAAGAAUCAGCUGCUUUAUUAAGAGCAGGAAGUGAUGGUCCAACUUUAAAUUACCCAUUCGGCUACCCCUUAGCUCUCGUCCUCAGAUUACGAGUUUUACAGAUUGUAUGUGGUAUUUCAAAAAUAGUGAUGGGGAGUGUAGCAUUCAUUGAAGAGCGUCAGAAAUUAAAUAUGGGGCUGGGUAUCCCCGCUGGCACCUUGAGUGUUUUGGCAGCUGCUAUGUCAAUACACACGACCCGCGGCUGGGGUGCUGUCACAAGCGGAGCGAUUAGCAUUUCAGCGGCAGCAGUUUUAUGGACAAUGUCAAUAGUCAUGCUGCUGGCGUUAAUUGUACAGUGUGUUCGGACUUUAUUAGUUAUACCCGAUGAGAGCGACAGUGUCUAUGCACAAGAUGAAUUCCUGACCUCAUCACGUGAUUUGACCAUAAUCGCGUGCAUACAAAUCGCCCUGGCGUUCAUCACACUCUUGAGUGCCCUUGUUUGCGCGCGAAUCGACUUCAGUACCUGA
Molecule: messenger RNA, 546 nt
Organism: Pieris macdunnoughi
Lineage: Eukaryota; Metazoa; Arthropoda; Insecta; Lepidoptera; Pieridae
Source: the annotation of a GenBank genome assembly